Molecule: messenger RNA, 675 nt
Organism: Vanessa atalanta (red admiral)
Lineage: Eukaryota; Metazoa; Arthropoda; Insecta; Lepidoptera; Nymphalidae
Product: piggyBac transposable element-derived protein 3-like
Exons: 1
Coding region: 1-675 (224 amino acids)
Source: RefSeq, a predicted model, not a curated record
AUGAUUCCUUUUACUGGGAAACAUGUUGCCAAACCAUACAUAAAAGGUAAACCUUGUCCAUGGGGGCUUAAUAUAUUUUUCUUAUGUGGUAAACAUGGGCAAGCCUAUGAUUUUCUACUGUAUCAAAGCUCUAGUCCAGAACUUGAAAAUAAUUUGACAAAAAAAAUUGGUUACGGUGCAGCUAUUGUCCUUCAUCUCACUAAAAGAAUUGGAGAAAGCAAGGGCCGCGAACUGUACUUUGAUAACUACUUCUCGUCAUAUAAUUUAUUACAAAUUAUGAAACAAAGAGGCAUUAAGGCUGCAUGCACAGCUCGUAUAAAUAGAUUCUCCAACCCAUCGCUACUAAGCGAUAAAGAAAUUAACAAAAAGGCUCGAGGAUUUUCUCAAGAAGUAAGUAGUUUUGACGAAGAUGUAACUGUGGUCAAGUGGCUGGAUAAUAAGAUUACCCAUCUUGCUUCUAAUUUUGUUGGUAUUGGUGAAAAAGGCUUAGUCAACAGAUGGUGUAAGAAAGACAAGAAAUUUAUUGAUGUUGAACGCCCCGAAGUGGUCAGGAAAUACAAUCACGCAAUGGGGGGAGUUGACCUUUUAGAUCAACGCAUGAGCUACUACAGAACCUUCAUAAAAUCAAAAAAAUGGACUGUUCGCAUGAUAUUUCAUGCUUCUGCUUUAGCUUAA